Molecule: messenger RNA, 3427 nt
Organism: Diprion similis
Lineage: Eukaryota; Metazoa; Arthropoda; Insecta; Hymenoptera; Diprionidae
Exons: 9
Coding region: 33-3290 (1085 amino acids)
Biological process (GO): peptidyl-glutamate ADP-deribosylation
Source: RefSeq, a predicted model, not a curated record
AAUAUGAUUUUAGGUUAUAAUUCAGUUACACGAUGGAAUACCGUGGAAGAGGGUCGAAAAAUUCUUCAUAUAAGCCUAGAGGUGCUGGUAAAUCAGAAAAUCAUAUGAAACGUAAAUCUUAUGAUCAAACAAAUGAGCGAGGCCCAGCAAGUGAGGGUUCAUCUUCUGUAAAUCAUGAGGCUACACCUCCUACACAAAGACCAGAUGUUGAUUAUAGAUCAACAAAAUCUGGUCGUGACAGCUUCUCGAAUAGAAGUGACCAACGAAAUUCCAAUAAGGGAAAUCAGCGUGGAUCGCACAGGUUCUCUAUGCAAAAUCGCCACCCUGAUGGAAAACAUUCAAAUCAAUUCUCCGAAAUGAACGAGUGUGAUCAGACGGUAAAAAGAACUAUGAAAUCGUCCCUUAAUGCCCAGUCUGCUGAAUUUACCCCUAGAGUGGCUACUCGGGAUUUACAGAAAUCAUCUGAUCCUUCUCUUGCAUCCCAACAAAAUUCCAUUCAAACGGGAUCAGGAACAUGGCUUCGUACUGAUAUUUCUUCUGUUUCUGAAGUUUCGUGUCAGAAUGAUCUAGGAACAACGAAAGAUGCUGCUGUAACUGGAAAAAAAUUCUGUAUCACUGAGGUCGAAAAUGAUUUGUUCAAUGCCCCUACUAAUGUUUCAUUGGUCCACUGUGUUGGAGCAGAUUUUAGAAUGGGUUCUGGAAUUGCCGUACAAUUCCAUGAGAAAUUUAGAUCGAUUGGUAAAUUACUCGAUCAAAGAGUAAAACCAGGUGGCGUAGCCUAUCUUAAAGUUCUUGAUAGAUAUGUGUUUUACUUAGUAACAAAACAAGCAAGUACAGAUAAACCUACCAUGGACACAAUGAAACAGAGUCUAUUUGCACUGCGUCAAAGAUGUAUAGAACUCAAAGUCACGGAAAUUGCAAUGCCUCGAAUUGGAUGUGGCUUGGAUGAACUUCAGUGGAAGGACAUAAAAUCUAUUGUGGAAGAAAUUUUUGAAAAUGGCUUUGUUAUAACUGUUUACCAUUUAGAGAUGGAUGAUAUUAACGAAGCUAAAUCUGGUUUUAAGUCCAGAGUAAAAAAUGAAGGAUUACAGCUGAAGGAUAUAGAGCAAAACACAGGGCUGCUUUACAUUGGUUGUGAACGGCCAUAUGUAUCUGAGGAGAUGAUAUCAUUAAAUGAGAAAUAUCCCUUCUUACGUCGUUUGUCACGAUCUUCAUAUGAGCUUGGAAGCGUAUAUCGCACUGAACUUUAUUCAAAAGAUGUAGUUUACGGUUUGAUUUGCAAGAAGGCUGAAAACACUCCUGUAAGUUUUACACAUCUGGAAGCAGCUAUCCAACAUCUGAAAAAGCUCAAUUACAAGGAUAAGUAUGAAUAUUUUGGGUUGCAAGCUUUUGAAGAUUGUGAUGAUCCUUGCAUAAUGGCAAAAAUAGAAACCCUGCUCAGAAAUUCGUCAAUAGACGCAGAAUUCUGGAUUUGUUGGCCACCUUCAUUAGAAUGUAUGCAUCCAUCCAAAUCGGGAAAAAAAGACGAGGAUACGCAAGUUGAAAGCUGUCUUGACUCUACUGAAGCACAACAACCAUCUUCUCUCCCUCUAUCAAACUUUGAUAAGAAAACCAAGGGGAGGAAAAAUGGAAACAUCUCACAAAGAGUUGAAGAUAAACGAGGUGGUAAACAUAAAAAUUCUAAAGCAGAAAAUCAAGAUAUAAGUACAGUUCAACAAAAGAUGGCUGCACAAUCGUUGAGUGAAGAAACCAAUUCAGAAAAGUCAAAGCUGGAUCUCACUCCUCCCAAUGCUUUGAACGAAACUCCAAACACUGAUGAACAUGAACUUCAAUCAGCGGAAUUAUCUGAGCAGAAUGAUAAUCCACUCAAUGAUACUUCUCAUAAUGACAAUCACGGUGACUGGUGGGAUCUGGAGAUUAGUCCAAAUAAAAUCGGCGAUCACGAUUCAUAUGCUGAAGCUGAAAGAAGAAAAAGUAGAGAAAAGGAAGAAGCAAAUCGUCUUAUAAGACAAAAAGAAAAGUUGCAAAGAAAAAACGAGAAGCCGAAAUCAUGUGUUACUGAGUGUAAAGGUGAUCUAUUUGAUGCUGAGGAGACUGUGAGUCUGGCUCAUUGCGUCGGAGCUGAUUUCCGGAUGGGUUCAGGAAUUGCUGUACUUUUUAGGCAAAAAUUCCAAUCUGUAGGGGACCUUCUUGACCAAAGAGCGAGUCAGGGCGACGUAGCCUAUAUUCAAAAUGGUGCAAGAUAUAUAUUUUACUUGGUAACUAAGAGUGAAAGUACUGGGAAGCCAACAUAUGGUACACUGAAACGAAGUUUACAUGCAUUACACGCCAAAUGCAAAGAGUUAAAUGUCACCGACUUGGCUAUGCCCCGAAUUGGUUGUGGGCUGGAUCGCCUUUCUUGGGAUCAAGUAAAACCAAUGAUAGAAGAAAUCUUUGCUGAUGGUUUUAAUAUAAAAAUUUACAAUUUAGAAAAGCCAAUGAACAACAGUCCUAACACUUCACGUGGCAGCAGAGUUUCGUGGGGUGAAACGGAUAAUCGCCGAUCACUCGGUAUGUCGAACGAAAUCCAACGAAUGCUGGCAUCCUUGGAACAAAAAAUAUGUGAUCAGACUUCAGCACACCAUGAAUUAAAGCAAGAUUUUCAAAAAAUUUCAACCACAGUCGAUGCUUUUUGCGAGGAGCAUAAGUCCUUCCACGAAUAUCGUGAAAAACUUGAAGGAAAAUUGGCGGCUUUGGAGGCUGAUAAUAAAUCCUUCCACGAACAUUGUCAAAAACUUGAAAGAAGACUGGCGGCUCUGGAGUCUAGAAAUUCCGAUUACGAAGCGAGACUCCCACAAGCAAUGAUUUCUGGCAACCCUAUCUACAAUCCUCGAUCUGAUUAUAUAGAUCCUAUCUACAAGAAAAACGAUUGUCAUUUACGUUCACAUUAUCAGAAUGGGCCACCUCCACUUGUAUCGAAUACAGUUUCACCGCAGCUCUUUCCUAGUCCCCGUUUUUGCUACCCCCACGUAGGAAUGCACCUAGUUCCGAUGGAAAAUGAUGUGUAUGCGAAUCAAGAGUGCGUAAACGCUCAAUCGAUAUCCACACCGAAGAUAUUCGCCGCUAAUAAUCUACCAGGUGAAAGACUGGCACUUCUGCAUCGUACGCAAGAUUUUGUGCGUAGAAUGGGAUACGCAUCUGUAACGGAGGAUUUCAAUGGUACUAUUUACGUAAAAAAGGAUGACCAUUCGAAACCUCUGCCAAUCCGCGGAUAUGGAGAUUUAAAUAAUCUCGAGAAUCCGCAAGUUUAACGUUUUGCUUUUGGGUAAUUAAUUCUGUCAAAAGAUACGCUGUCGUAUUAAUUGUCGUUCCAUGUACUAAUACAUUAACACAAACUUGUUGCGUUAUUCAAUUUGUCAGAAGAACUUGAAACAUAACAAGUCUUGUU